GCCGACUUCGCCAAGUGGCGCUGCGUGCUGAAAAUCAGCGACAACACCCCCUCUGCGCUCGCCAUCAUGGAGAACGCUAACGUCCUGGCCCGCUACGCCAGCAUCUGCCAGCAGAACGGCAUUGUGCCCAUCGUGGAGCCGGAGAUCCUGCCCGAUGGUGACCAUGACCUCAAGCGGUGCCAGUAUGUGACGGAGAAGGGGCUGGCAGCUGUCUACAAAGCCCGUAGGAACCACCACGUCUACCUGGAGGGGACCCUGCUGAAGCCCAACAUGGUGACCCCCGGGCACUCCUGCCCCACCAAGUACAGCCCCGAGGAGAUCGCCAUGGCCACUGUCACCGCCCUGCGCCGCACCGUGCCCCCGGCUGUGCCAGGUGUCACCUUCCUGUCUGGGGGUCAGAGUGAGGAGGAGGCUUCCAUCAACCUCAACGCCAUCAACACGUGCCCGCUGGUGCGGCCGUGGGCCCUCACCUUCUCCUACGGGCGGGCGCUGCAGGCAUCGGCGCUCAGCGCCUGGCGCGGGCAGCAGGACAACGCCACCGCUGCCACCGAGGAGUUCGUCAAGCGCGCAGAGGUGAUGGGGGUGGCCCCCGCAGGAGAGGGGCGCUGA
Molecule: messenger RNA, 609 nt
Organism: Phaethon lepturus (White-tailed tropicbird)
Lineage: Eukaryota; Metazoa; Chordata; Aves; Phaethontiformes; Phaethontidae
Product: fructose-bisphosphate aldolase C-like
Biological process (GO): glycolytic process; fructose 1,6-bisphosphate metabolic process
Cellular component (GO): cytosol
Molecular function (GO): fructose-bisphosphate aldolase activity
Source: RefSeq, a predicted model, not a curated record